AUGUCUGAUAUGAUAAUUAAUGAUUCAGUUCCAGUUGAUAAAAAAUGGAGCGAACUAAUACGAUAUAAUAUUUUUAUUAUGAAGCUCGUGGAAUUUGGCAUUUCACUUUUUAUCCUGUGCCUUCCGGUGAUAAUUCCAAAACCUCAAGGGCACAUGUACUGCAUUGCCACCGGACCGACAACAGUAAUAUCUAUGUUGUUUGUUAUUUUAUAUUUGCGACAAAAAGUACCUUUAUUUAUGGAAAAAAUGUACCUGGUUUUUCAAAUAUUUUUUACAUUUGGAGCGUUCAUUCAAUGUUUUUUGUUAAAUCUUGUAAUUUCAUUAAUGCUCAUGAUAAUACCAUUUAUCUUGAGCGAUGCCGGCGUUAUGCAUUGCCUGGCAGUGGCACCGACUCUGGUCCUGUCUCUAAUGUUCAUCGUGCUUUACUUAGUGGACCAAGUGCACGUUGUAGCGGAACAAUUAUACCUGUCUCAACAAAUUACUCUAACUGUAGCCGCAUUUGUCUUCGUUCUCUUAGGAAACGAUCCAACGGGAGCGGUAUAUGGCUUGUUUUAUUGCCAUCUUUUAAUCGCCCUAUGUAUAGAUAUAUAUUAUGGAUUUAAAGAAAGAGGCAUGUUGAUUUAG
Pieris macdunnoughi is the source of this 624-nucleotide messenger RNA. The record is from the annotation of a GenBank genome assembly. NCBI's taxonomy places the organism in Eukaryota, Metazoa, Arthropoda, Insecta, Lepidoptera, Pieridae.